Racocetra fulgida is the source of this 148-nucleotide messenger RNA. The record is from the annotation of a GenBank genome assembly. NCBI's taxonomy places the organism in Eukaryota, Fungi, Glomeromycota, Glomeromycetes, Diversisporales, Gigasporaceae.
AUGACAAUGUUAUUAACAUCUCUUUCAAUGUAUAUUAUUACUCCAAGUGGCUCAUGCGUUCGUGCUUCUUCGAUUAUUUCCGACACCAAGUUUUUUAAAUGUGUUAGCGGAUUUCUUGCUCGUUUAAACGAUAGUGUGCCUAUAUACG